Acanthamoeba castellanii str. Neff is the source of this 333-nucleotide messenger RNA. RefSeq lists its product as uncharacterized. The transcript has 3 exons. The record is from RefSeq and is a predicted model, not a curated record. Lineage: Eukaryota; Discosea; Longamoebia; Acanthamoebidae. Bases 1 to 333 code for a protein of 110 amino acids.
AUGACGCUGCCGGUGCGGUCCAUGUUGCCGUCGAGCAUCUCGUGGGCCGAGAGUCUCAAGGAUCGCGAUGCUGCGCUUCCUCUCUUCGACAAGAACCUCGCCCAAACGGUGUCGCCCAACACGGGAGCGGCGGACAGGUUGGGCGUGCUCGAGGCCCUGCUCGAGAACAUCCAGGGUCGGUGGUUCAGCCAGCGGCAGACGGUGAGCGUGGCCUUCGAGAGCGGGCCGUCGGAGGUGUCCAUGGGCUCGGUGCACACGGUGCUCGCCCAGGGCACCGACGACCCCUACUUUUGCGACACCCACACCGACGAGCUCAAAACUGUGCAGGAGUGA